Messenger RNA from Blastomyces dermatitidis ER-3, 3091 nucleotides. RefSeq lists its product as uncharacterized. The transcript is spliced from 3 exons. Bases 83 to 1573 code for a protein of 496 amino acids. Lineage: Eukaryota; Fungi; Ascomycota; Eurotiomycetes; Onygenales; Ajellomycetaceae. Gene Ontology annotation, biological process: spliceosomal snRNP assembly. Gene Ontology annotation, cellular component: nucleus; SMN complex. The record is from RefSeq and is a predicted model, not a curated record.
CGCAUGUGGCCACAGGAGCUUUGGGGAUACAACCAACACUCCAGAAGGCAGAAGGGAAUACCUUCUCGCAUUACAUAUAGGCAUGUCUGAAAAACGCAAGGCCCCUUCCACAGAAUCGAGCAGUUCUCCCUACGCUAAAAGGGCCCGUCCUACCGACCCGAACGAUGAUUCCUCGCCCGCAACCCCAAUAACUCCAACCACGACACGUCCCCAACCCAGGAAUGACCCCGUCUACGGGCAGAAGCACGCAUUUCCGGGACUAGACGAUCCUGUAGAUGAGGAUCAAUUAUUCUAUGGGCCUGCGGAGGAUGGUAUCGAGUAUCUGCGUAUGGUCCGAUCUGAAGCACGAACAUUGCCAGCGAUAUUUGUCUCCAGAACUGUCCUUCAACAAAGGGACAACACAAGAGUCCCUGUCACUGACGCCAGAGACCAAAUCAAUGACUAUGGUGCUGUCCUCGACGUAGAAGCAAACACCGGCCACACCGGCUUUUACUCCGACGGAGUCUACGUCGCGUAUUCCUCCACUCCAAACCUUCAAACCAGCGCAGCAUCCCACACAAGCUCCUCCGAUCCACAAGAAAUAUAUUACAGCCUACUUCACCACCGCUUCCUCCUCCUCCGCUCAACCCUAAAAUGCACACCACCAGCCUCCGUGAUCGCUUCUUUAGGCCCGCAACGGCCCAUCACUUUCCCCCGGUCCAACAAGCGCGCUAGGGCGGAAUGGGAGCAAAUUAUACAGACGAUGGAUCCGCGCAUGGCGCAGUUGGCGUGCAUGGAUAUGGAGAGUGUUCUCAGGCUUCUUGCCAUUGUGACACGCUUGUUAUCUAAGACAGUUAGGGGCGGCGAAAGCGCACAGGUGAAGAGGCUCGGUGCGUGGGCAUGGGGUCUUUUGGGCCGCUGUAGAGCUGUGGGGGAGAUGGGGAGCGAGGAGGUCGGGGAUAUUAGGGAGCUGGGGAAGAGGGCUGCUAGGAUUUUGGUGAAGGUUCGGGAGAGUGAAGCGGUAGACGUUCAGGGUAUGGAGGGUGGGGAGGGAGGAGAAGGGGAAGAAGAAGAAGCUGAAGAAACUGAAGGAGAGCAAGAGGAGCCGGGAUAUGGUGCCAGGGAAAACAUUAAUGAGAAUGGGGAUGUGGAUGCGGGUGAGAACCAAGUGGAUGAAUUGAAUAUUACGGACGAUGUUGUUAGUACUAGUGGGGCCAACACGGAACAUGUAACAGCACACGGAGAAGCAGAUGGAGAAAUUAUACCACCCACUAACGGCGUGCAUGUCCAGGACGAGCUCGAAGCAGCCAAAGCGCGCCUCCAGGCAAGACUACACCAGCAACAAGAGGGGGAUACGCUGGAGCCCGGGGAAAAUAUAAUCGAGGGACAAGAGGCCAAUGACAAUGAUUACGAUGAAGAAGAGGAGGAGGAAGAAGAAGGCGAGGUGGACGAUGAUUACGAAUUUAAAAACGCUCAGCAAUAUACCCGUGCCAUGCUUGAUAUGAUCAUUAGUGUGAUUGGGGAAUUCUACGGACAGAGAGAUCUGCUUGAGUUUCGGGAUAUAUGGGAGGAAGACUUUGAUGUUGCGUGGUAGUUAGAUUUGCCCACGUUGAAAUUAACAAUAUUUUUCGCUGACAAGGGUGUAUACAAUGUAAGAUCAUCAGUCUAGUCUUAUAUUUUAACGAAUAUGGCCAUGCCAUAGUUCAUGCUGAUGGCUUGAGCUCAAGCAACGUUCCGAAGAGGGGUGGUGCUGCUGAUGAUUUGAAGCCUAAAUUUAUCUACGAAGGGAGUGAGGAAUGACGAAUAAGGGUAGCUGCGAAUAUUGAUGCCAAAGUAGCCCAAACCUAACGUCUCUAAAACGUCUCUAAAUAUGCAAGGCUAUCAUCAUAGUGGUAUCAAAGAAGCAGAAGAAAACAACGGGUAAUCAAUCGUGGUUACAGAACUGAGAAUGCUAGACAUCACAGAGCAAGGAUGUGAGCAAGACGAAUCGAGCGAAUACACCCAAACCACUCCGGCCAUAGACUCUAACUCCAGCCAAGGGGUCGCUCGUGCAUUCUUGAGCACUUGCGUCGUCAAAUCAUCUUGUACCCAUCCCUCGAUGCGAGCAGCUACAUCUCCCACUAGCCGAUCAUAUGCCGCGUUUCGAGAAACGAACAGGGACUGGUGAGCGGUAACUUCGUCUACUCCUUCCAUAUAAACCCGCACCCACAAUGGAUCCCGCUCACCAUCUGCUUCCCUUGGAGGGAGUGCACAGAAUUUCCGGUCUUUCUUGGGUUUGGAAGGAGUGCUUGGAUUGAUAUCAGGCGUGUUGCAGGCUGACUCAACCUCUUUGAUACCGUUUGGUAAGGCUCCGCUCGUUGGAGAUGAGUUGUAGUUGUAGUUAUGGUUGGUUGGAGAGGAUGUGGGAAAUAAGAUCUCUUUAUUUCUCUGCAACUGUUCCUUUUCCGCAGCUCGCUCCUGCUUGCUGGUGAGUUUUUUGUGAGCUUUCAUUUUCUUUUCCCUUUCUUUCACUGCCUUUUCAUACGUUUUCAUUUGGCGAGAGUGGUCUUUCUGCGCUUCCUUUAAGAGUGCCUUUGAACCGUACAGAGAAGGGUCGAACUCUGGCGGCUGGUUUGGCGGAGGCGGGAAGUCAGGAUAUGUAUCUUCCACUGGGGCCGUAUUGGUAUUUUCUGGCGGGCUGUGAGCUUGUUCUAUUACUAAUUGUGGAGUUUCUGGGCUGCCUUCUCCUUCAUUUCUUCCUUGCGAGAAGCCCAGUGAAUCUCCAGUCUUUUCCUCCGUUGGUCUUCGAGGAUCGACGGAUAAUGAUCUAACGUGGCCAGGCUCAGGGGAGGAUAUCGACCCCGGAGCCAUCGACCUGCCUUCCAGCCCGCUUGCAUUAGUUACACUGUCAUUGUUAUUUUCACUAGCGGGCGAUUUAAUUUUUCCUGUGGCAGCGGUAUAAUAGUUAACAAAUCUAAUACGGCGAAAUGGCCGGCCGCUGCCAUCCAGCUUUGGGUUGCACCCGUCAAUGUCUUCUAAUUCUCUCAGGCGCCUGUAUCGUCGCUUGAGACCAGGGUAGUCGGCGAUACACAAGCCAAACUCCACAUGCGAGGAAAUAUAUUUCCUAGUCGCA